Molecule: messenger RNA, 3200 nt
Organism: Pocillopora damicornis (cauliflower coral)
Lineage: Eukaryota; Metazoa; Cnidaria; Anthozoa; Scleractinia; Pocilloporidae
Biological process (GO): proteolysis
Molecular function (GO): zinc ion binding; metalloendopeptidase activity
Source: RefSeq, a predicted model, not a curated record
GUUUGCUGUUUUACGCUCCAUACAUUCUCUUUUAUUUUGUGGACCAUCUUUCUAAAACGAAAAUCUUAAAGGGAAAACUUCCCUUUCAGAUAUCCCCGGUGCAGGUGAAAGAAAAUUGAAUUUUUUAGCAGGAACAGGAGGGAAAGGAUGAGAGUUUUAGGCCUUCCAGUUUUUGUUUUGUUAAUGCAAAACAUUUUCAUAUGCCGAGCCACUUUAAGUGAACCAGACAAUUCUACAGAUUUGGAUCCAUCCAUAGACCCCGCGAAUCUGAAAAUGUACGACCAAGAAAUGGAAGCAACAUUAGGAGAAUUAAAUCUUGGAAUGGAUUACUUUGAGGGAGACAUAAAGCUAACCCAACAACUUAGAGACUACAUAAAGGCCUCUCGGGGAAGAAACAUUCUCCAAGCCAGAGCACUUAUAAGAGAUGAACGAAAAUUGUGGCCUAAUGGUGUGGUGCCAUAUGCGCUUGCUAGUGAUCUGAGUACAGAGAGUCAAGGUUACAUAAAAUCAGCAAUACAAGAGUGGGGUGACAACACGUGCCUGACGUUUAGACCUAAAAACGACGCCGACCAGGAUUAUGUAGAAUUUGUCUACGAGGUAGGAUGCUCCUCAUAUGUGGGACGUAUUGGCGGCCAGCAGACGAUUUCAGUCGGAAACGCAGAUGGCUCCAUUACUUGCAAACACGGUAACCUUGUUCACGAAAUUGCUCAUUCUCUGGGAUUCUUUCACGAGCAUAGCCGACCGGACCGUGAUCAGUACGUUGAAAUUAAGUGGGGAAAUAUUGAAAUGGGUUAUCAAAAGAACUUUGAAAAGGAAACUAAAGCUACUGUGAACUCUCGAGAUGUGGAAUACGACUAUGGCUCAGUUAUGCACUACGGUGAAUUCUUCUUUACGAAGGGUAAAGGAUUAAAAACUCUGGAACCAAUACAAGACACGUCCGCAACCAUUGGUCAGAGAGUCGGGCUCAGUGACCUGGAUAUAAAACAAGGAAAUUUGCUGUAUAGUUGCCCAGGUUAUAAAGAUGACAUAACAAAAGGACAUGGAACAAGCCAAGCCCCAGUAGACGAAGAAUUGUGGGAUAAACCGCUCCGCGAACACGAAGUUAAAGUCCUUAGAAGUAAAGUGCACAAGAAAAACGCCGAGAAGAAAAGCAGUCAUCUUCACACGAUCUUGAAAAAGAAGGCGGUUCCCAAGAAAUCAACCGCGCUAAAAAAGGCUUCUCUUACCAAAACGGAAGAAAGAACAGCCAAGCACUCCAAGCCUGAUUCCAGAUCAAUGGUGUUGAAAGAAAACCAGAUAAAACCUCAGUUACAGGAAGUGUACCACCAGGAUGACGCGGAUAUUUUAGAAGGAGAUGACGAAGAAGACGAUGUGUCUUACUCACGAGAUGUUAGCUCACCUGCGAGUGCCCCAGAAACACCCAACCAACUUGCCACUGAUAGAGCAACGUUGGCUCAGGAAGAGGAAGACGCAGUUCAGCAACAGGAUAGCGACGAAAUAGGCGAGGAGAAUUUAGGAAAAGACUACUUUGAAGGCGACAUGAUACUGACACCUGACCAAAAUGAUUUCCUGAGCAAUAUUAAGAAAGACGACAGCGUGCAACAAGGCUCCAAACGGGCUCUCAUUAAGGACAAAAUGUAUCUCUGGCCGAACGCCAAAGUGUACUAUAAUUUUGACAAGGGAGUAGAUAGGAUAGGAAGGAGACGAGCUCGUGCAGCUAUGCGCCACUGGCAGAAACACACUUGCCUCAAGUUCAAACGAGUCAAGAAACCAGCCGACGACUUGGGAUAUAUAAAUUUCGUUUUUGAGGGAGGCUGUGCUUCCCGAGUUGGUCGCGGUGGAGACAAGGCCCAGAAGCUGACAAUUGGAAGCAAAGCGCUGCGGUGUAAAAUAGGAAACAUAAUUCACGAACUGGGUCAUGCUGUUGGCUUCUUUCACGAGCACAGUCGACCUGACAGGAAUAAAUAUGUUCGUGUGCUCAAAAAGAACAUCCUUCCAGGUUACGAAAGAAACUUCUACAGAUUUGGAAAGAAGUGGAUUGAUUCAAAGGACGUGCCAUACGAUUACGGAUCUAUCAUGCAUUACAACAGAGCAUUUUUCUCCCGUUUUCCUGUCAUGCUCGAUACUCUGAUUCCUCUGCGGCAUGUUGAUAUUGGUCAGCGAAGGGCUCUGAGUAAAUUCGACAUCCUGCAGGCUAACUUACUCUACCAAUGUGAUGGGAGAAAAAAGUUAACUGACGAAGAGAUAGAACAGCUCAAACAAGAAAGCAAUGACCAAGCUAGCGGGUCGGAAGUCGCCUGCGCGGAUGUUUACGAUCGCGAUUCUUGUGCUAUGGUGAAGACCCGAGGUUAUUGUCAGAAAUUUCCGACAAGCAUGAGGACAACGUGCGGGAUCACGUGUAACUUGUGCGGUGAGUCGAUUUAUAACACCAUCAUCAGUACCAUAUGUUUAUCUCUCAUCAGACAAGGCGCCAUUACCUCCUUGUCAGCAUACCUAAAAUUUGUGAGCCUGCGAACUGACUCUCAUGAGGGCAGCGGUACACGCGUCAAUGUCUGCGAGAUUCGAGUAGGCGAUAGAGCAAACCUGCGAGAGGUUUUAGUAGGAUGUGGCAAGAGGACUGGAAAUAGAACCCUCGCGGACCUCCCGCCUGCUCACAUCGCUUGCCUGCUCGAAAAGUGCAGGCUUUGCCACUCGUGUCGCAGUGCCUAUGAGCGUCUGCUCGCAUUUUGAAACUCUUAUGAAAGGAAUGAUAUCCCUGCCCUCUGAUUAUUGAGAAGGGAAAAUUUAAGGAGAAAUAAAUGGUAAUCUACCGUAAGUGGUGUGCUGUGGAUUUACUUUAUAACGAUAAGUUGUUUCAGCGGUAAUUAUCAACCACCCAGCUUUUCAAAAAUAUAUGCUCUAUCGAUGUGAAUGCCUUAUUUUGUUUCUCUCAGGAUAUAAUAGAAUAAUACCUGAAGGUCAUGUUAUAAAUUUAAAUCUUGUUAGUUAAAAACUAAAAUGGAUUGCAACUUAACCGAGAUAUGUUUUCUGCAUAACGUGAAAUGUUGUUCAUUGAUUUUUCUUGUGCAGCUUUCCUUUUUAAUUUGAAUAUAUCUUUGCCCUAGACAGGCAAAGUAGAUAUACUUGUAGCGGAGCUCGUAGAGCGUAGCCCCAUAAUUAUACAAAAUAGUAGUAACUCAUCGAGCCGAAAAAAUUUGGAU